CAGUGUCACUGAAAUCUCUCCUUGAGCUGCCAUCAUGUCUAAGUCCCAGUCUUCUAAGGAGCCAGAGCAGCUGCGGAAACUCUUCAUUGGCGGUCUGAACUUUGACACCACCAGUGAGAGUUUGAGGAGCCAUUUUGAGCAGUGGGGGACAGUCACCGACUGUGAGGUCAUGAGAGACCCAGACACUAAGGGCUCCCGAGGCUUUGGCUUUGUUACCUACGCCACUGUGGCGGAGGCAGAUGCCGUCAUGAACGCAAAGCCACACAGGGUGGAUGGCAGAGUGGUGGCACCCAAGAGGGCUCUCUCCAGAGAAGAUUCUCACAGGCCCGGUGCUCACUUGACAGUGAACAAGAUCUUUGUUGGGGGCGUGAAGGAAGACACAGAAGAACACCACCUAAGAGACUACUUUGAGCAGUUUGGCAAGAUUGAAGAGAUUGAGAUCAUGACUGAGCGAGGCAGUGGCAGGAAGAGAGGUUUUGCUUUUGUCACCUUUGAUGACCACGACGUGGUAGACAAGAUCGUGAUCCAGAAAUACCACACCGUGAACGGCCACCACUGUGAAGUCAGGAAAGCUUUUUUUUUUUAAAUUAUUUAUUUUCCC
Messenger RNA from Erinaceus europaeus (western European hedgehog), 601 nucleotides. Its product is annotated as heterogeneous nuclear ribonucleoprotein A1-like. Gene Ontology annotation, molecular function: RNA binding. Bases 35 to 586 code for a protein of 183 amino acids. NCBI's taxonomy places the organism in Eukaryota, Metazoa, Chordata, Mammalia, Eulipotyphla, Erinaceidae. The record is from RefSeq and is a predicted model, not a curated record. The transcript has a single exon.